UUCCCGGAACAACCGGCAGAGGCUCCCAGGAUGAGCGGGUGGCGGUGGCUGCUGCUGCGGCGGCGGCGCUGACAGGACACGAGCUCUAUGCGUUUCCGGCUGCUGGUCCCGCUCGGCCUCCUGUGUGCGCUGCUGCCCCUGCACCAUGGUGCGCCAGGCCCGGAUGGCACCGCGCCCGACCCCGCUCACUACAGGGAGCGAGUCAAGGCCAUGUUCUACCACGCCUACGACAGCUACCUGGAGAAUGCCUUUCCCUACGACGAGCUGCGACCUCUCACCUGUGACGGGCACGACACCUGGGGCAGUUUUUCUCUGACGCUAAUUGAUGCCCUGGACACUUUGCUGAGAGGGAAGUGCUGGUUGAGUGUUGAACCAUCCCUAUGUCCCCACUCCUGUCUGGGAUCAUUAUUUUGUGAUUAUUUAGCAUUUCAGACCCCCACUGGCAUGCCGUAUGGGACAGUGAACCUGCUUCAUGGUGUGAACCCAGGAGAAACCCCUGUCACCUGUACGGCAGGCAUCGGGACCUUCAUUGUGGAAUUUGCCACCCUGAGCAGCCUCACUGGUGACCCCGUGUUUGAAGAUGUGGCCAGAGUGGCCCUCGUGCGCCUCUGGGAGAGCCGGUCGGAUAUUGGGCUGGUUGGCAACCAUAUCGAUGUGCUCACUGGAAAGUGGGUGGCGCAGGACUCAGGCAUCGGGGCUGGCGUGGACUCCUACUUUGAGUACCUGGUGAAAGGAGCCAUUUUGCUUCAGGAUAAGAAACUCAUGGCCAUGUUCCUAGAAUAUAACAAAGCCAUUCGGAAUUACACCCGCUUCGAUGACUGGUACCUGUGGGUGCAGAUGUACAAGGGGACUGUGUCCAUGCCAGUCUUCCAGUCCCUAGAGGCCUAUUGGCCUGGUCUUCAGAGCCUCAUUGGGGACAUUGACAAUGCCAUGAGGACCUUCCUCAACUACUAUACUGUAUGGAAGCAGUUUGGGGGGCUCCCAGAAUUCUACAACAUUCCUCAGGGAUACACAGUGGAGAAGCGAGAGGGCUACCCUCUUCGGCCAGAACUCAUUGAGAGUGCAAUGUACCUCUACCGUGCCACGGGGGAUCCCACCCUCUUAGAACUCGGAAGAGAUGCUGUGGAAUCUAUCGAAAAAAUCAGCAAGGUGGAGUGUGGAUUUGCAACAAUCAAAGAUCUGCGAGACCACAAGCUGGACAACCGCAUGGAGUCUUUCUUCCUGGCUGAGACCGUGAAAUACCUCUACCUUCUGUUCGACCCGGCCAACUUCAUCCACAACAAUGGCUCCACCUUUGACGCGGUGAUAACCCCCUAUGGGGAAUGCAUCCUGGGGGCCGGGGGUUACAUCUUCAACACAGAAGCGCACCCCAUCGACCCCGCCGCCCUGCACUGUUGCCGGAGGCUGAAGGAAGAGCAGUGGGAAGUGGAAGACUUGAUGAGGGAAUUCUACUCCCUCAAACGGAACAGGUCGAGAUUUCAGAAAAAAACGAUGAGCUCGGGGCCGUGGCAACCGCCAACAGGACCAGGCACAUUCUCCUCACCCGAAAACCAAGACCAGGCGAGGGAGAAGAAGCCUGCCAAGCAGAAAAUCCCACUGCUCAGCUGCCCGAGUCAGCCCUUUACCUCCAAGUUGGCAUUACUGGGACAGGUUUUCCUGGACUCCUCAUAACCACUGGAUGAUUUUUUUUCUUUUGUGUUUGAAUUAUGAUAAUAAACCUGCUUUUGACAA
Messenger RNA from Leptonychotes weddellii (Weddell seal), 1731 nucleotides. The record is from RefSeq and is a predicted model, not a curated record. NCBI's taxonomy places the organism in Eukaryota, Metazoa, Chordata, Mammalia, Carnivora, Phocidae.